UGAAAAAGCAUAGAAGUAAAAAAUAGUGAUUGUGGCUUCCAUCCUUUCCUUCAUCUUUUUCUUCUUCUUCCCCUUUCUUGCAGUCUCUCCUAAGCAUCUUUUUUCUUCCUUUAAUGCUCUCUUCACCUCCCCGUUCUUAACCCUUGUUCCUAUUCUGUUCUGUCUAGUUUCUUAAAACCAUCGGAUUCUUCAUGAUAUUCCCCCUCCUCCGGCGCUGUUGAUCUGAUGGAUGGGUUUUCAGUUGCCUUUCUUCUUCUACUCAGUUCUCAGCUGUCCUUAUCUCCUUCUUCAAAACCCUUGAUCCUGUUUUUCUGAUCAACUGAUAUAGAAAGUAGAACCCCCCCCCUUCCUUCCUUCCUUCCAUCUGGGUUUUGUAUUUCCAUGGGACUCUGUCAUGGAAAACCAAUUGAAUCCCGGGAAAACCAGUCAGACAACAACCCAUCAAUUCCGGCCGGAGGAAUCGGGUCAGGUUACAAUACCCAAACUCAAAAUAUCGCAUUCUACAGUCCAAGUCCUUUACCCGGUGGGUUCAAGAAUUCACCGGCGAAUUCCAGUAGCGUGACAUCAACCCCUCUUCGUUUCUUUAAACGACCAUUUCCUCCUCCUUCUCCAGCAAAACACAUAAAGGCAUUGUUAGCCAGGAGACAUGGAUCGGUUAAACCUAAUCAAGCCACAAUUCCAGAAGGAGAUGAAAUUGAGGUUGGAUUGGAUAAGAACUUUGGCUUCUCAAAGCAAUUCAUCAACCAUUAUGAGAUUGGUGAAGAAGUUGGUAGGGGUCAUUUUGGUUACACCUGUUCUGCUAAAGGAAAGAAAGGAACCUUAAAAGGACACGAAGUUGCUGUCAAGGUCAUCCCAAAAUCAAAGAUGACGACUGUAAUAGCCAUUGAAGAUGUGAGAAGAGAAGUUAAAAUAUUAAGUGCCUUAACUGGCCACAGAAACCUUGCCCAGUUCUUUGAUUCAUACGAGGAUGAUGACAACGUUUAUGUUGUAAUGGAGUUAUGCAAAGGAGGAGAAUUAUUGGAUAGAAUUCUCUCAAGAGGUGGAAAAUACUCUGAAGAAGACGCCAAGGCUGUUUUAAUCCAGAUUUUGAGCGUAGUUGCUUAUUGCCAUCUUCAGGGUGUUGUACACCGCGAUCUUAAACCCGAGAACUUUCUGUUCACGUCGAAAGACGAGAAUUCACCUCUUAAAGCCAUUGAUUUUGGACUCUCAGAUUAUGUAAAACCAGAUGAAAGGCUAAACGAUAUUGUGGGAAGUGCAUAUUAUGUUGCUCCCGAAGUUCUUCACAGAUCAUACGGUACAGAAGCAGAUAUGUGGAGUAUUGGUGUGAUUGCUUACAUUCUUCUGUGCGGGAGCAGACCUUUUUGGUCCAGAACAGAAUCGGGGAUCUUUCGAUCAGUUCUUAAAGCCGACCCAAGUUUCGACGAAUCCCCUUGGCCUUCUUUAUCUUCGGAAGCAGUUGAUUUUGUUAAAAGAUUGUUAAACAAGGACUAUCGCAAGAGACUAACCGCUGCCCAAGCUCUAUGUCAUCCGUGGCUGGUAGGAAAUCAACAAGAUUUGAAGAUUCCAUUGGAUAUGAUUAUAUACAAGCUUGUUAAAGCUUAUGUAUGUUCGUCCUCUCUACGAAAAGCUGCAUUAGGGGCCCUUGCCAAGACGCUAACGAUACCUCAGUUGGCUUAUCUUCGGGAACAGUUCAAUUUGUUAGGGCCAAACAAGACCGGUUCAAUCUCCAUGCAAAACUUCAGAACGGCUGGAAUGAAGAACGCAACCGAGGCUAUGAAGGAUUCGAGGGUUUUAGAUUAUGCGGUUAUGGUGAGUAAUCUUCAGUAUAGAAAGAUGGAUUUCGAGGAGUUUUGUGGGGCGGCCAUAAGUGUGUAUCAGCUUGAAGGAAUGGAAACGUGGGAGCAACAUGCCAGGCAGGCAUACGAUCUUUUUGAGAAGGACGGGAACAGACCAAUUAUGAUUGAAGAACUCGCCUCUGAGCUUGGGCUUAGCCCGUCGGUUCCAAUUCAUGUAGUUCUCCAGGAUUGGAUACGACACUCAGACGGAAAGCUGAGUUUCUUGGGAUUUGUCAGACUUCUUCACGGGCUUUCAGCCCGCUCUUUCUUGAAGGCUUGAACUCAAAUCAAAUAAUUUCGUUAACGUCAACUCCUAGUCCUCCUCAAAAGUCUGGAUGACAAAUAUCUCUCCGUCGAUUUCAAAAUGUCUUUCGAAUCCGAAAAUGGUGAUAGAUAGAGAGCACAGGCUCAAAGAUGCUUCUGCUCGGAGUUAGUUAAUAUUUUGAAUUUUCUCCUAUCAUGUUCUGCUAAAGUAAUUUGGCCAGAGUUUAUGCAAUAAAGCUUCUUUGUUUAUCCAUUUUCUUGAAAAAUUUAUGUAUUAUUAUAAUAUAGUAAUAGUAAUAAAUAAUAAUAACAAUAAUAUAUGAAUUUUCUU
Molecule: messenger RNA, 2430 nt
Organism: Impatiens glandulifera
Lineage: Eukaryota; Viridiplantae; Streptophyta; Magnoliopsida; Ericales; Balsaminaceae
Product: CDPK-related kinase 7-like
Exons: 11
Coding region: 382-2115 (577 amino acids)
Biological process (GO): intracellular signal transduction; peptidyl-serine phosphorylation; protein autophosphorylation
Cellular component (GO): nucleus; cytoplasm
Molecular function (GO): ATP binding; calcium-dependent protein serine/threonine kinase activity; calmodulin binding
Source: RefSeq, a predicted model, not a curated record